ACUUCCAACACUCUUUCUGCUUUUCCCUCUCUUGUAUACAACAUCCUACUCCGCAUCCAUCAAUAAUAUCAACCGAUGGCUUCGGCUUCGGGAUCGAGCGGCAACACCGGCACCUGGACCGAAAAGCAAAACAAGCUGUUUGAGAACGCAUUGGCCCUUUACAGUAGGGACUCACCCGACAGGUGGCACAACCUUGCCAGGGCUGUCGGGGGCAACAAGACCCCAGAGGAGGUCAAGCGCCACUAUGAUAUGCUCGUCGAGGAUCUCAGGGAGAUCGAGGCAGGCCACGUCCCUCUCCCCCCUUAUCGGAAGGUCCCUGGCGCAGGAGCCGGGGGCGCCAAGGGCGGGUACAAUAACUUCAUGGAUGAGGAACAAAGGCUGAGGAGUCUCAGGAUCUAGUGACGCAAUUCCAUGGGCAAGAAACUAUUAAUCCGUUUGUAAAAGCCAGACAUGGCUUCUUGUUAAAAGUUUGUGUUUAGAUAACUCAUUAUAUAUGAUGUAUAGCUAAAAGGAGAUAGCAAACCGACUAAUAUAUUUUACAUCAAUGAAGUUUCAAUUAAUUGCCGAAUGAAAGACAUUAUUGUGUUCUAAGGA
Messenger RNA from Punica granatum (pomegranate), 594 nucleotides. The record is from RefSeq and is a predicted model, not a curated record. Lineage: Eukaryota; Viridiplantae; Streptophyta; Magnoliopsida; Myrtales; Lythraceae.